AUGAAUUCCUUUCCACCAAUAAUUCAACCAAUUUUGCCUUUGGAAGAUAAAGAAAUUAACAAUAACGAUAACGGAACCAAUAAAUAUAAGUCUAAAGAUACUUCCAUACCCGUUAGUAAUUUGAAUAAGAAAAAUAAAAAUCACCAACACAUACACAAGCUACUGAUUUCAUCUAAUUUAAUAUUUGAUUUUCACAGUGAUUUAAAGUUAAGGGAUAUGAAAGAAAAAAUGAAUGAAUGUAUUAUUGAAUCCGAGGAUAUGACUCACGUUAAACCAGUGUUGCUGUCAUGUAGUCCUCAUGAAGACUUUAAUUAUGAUGCUAGUGAUACAGGUAGCCCUAAAAUAUAUACUACUUUAGACAAUGCACUGAAUAAUAGUGAUAUAUCUCAGAACGAAAAUGACGAUAGCGAUGAUCCAAACUGGGUAAAUAUUCCUGAAGACAUUGAUACGUCCGAUACUAAAAACGAACAUUCAGAUCAAGAUUCACAAUCAGAAAAUGAUGACAGCAGUACUCAACAAAAUGUCAUCAGGUCGACUAUGUACGAACCUGUACUAGAUCGAUGUGUCACUUCCACAAUUAUUAAACCCAGCCGACAUCCAACAGAUGAUUUUUUGAUUAACGAAUACGGGGAGAAAAAUGACCUGGAACCGCCACCUCCUGAAAGACCUCCCAGGCGACACGGCAAAAUUGCAAAGCAGAAUGGUAGCCAAGAAACAAAAGCAUUCUCUGUUAAGAAGUAUAUUGAGAAAAAAUAA
Molecule: messenger RNA, 756 nt
Organism: Diabrotica balteata
Lineage: Eukaryota; Metazoa; Arthropoda; Insecta; Coleoptera; Chrysomelidae
Source: the annotation of a GenBank genome assembly